Molecule: messenger RNA, 4305 nt
Organism: Dermacentor silvarum
Lineage: Eukaryota; Metazoa; Arthropoda; Arachnida; Ixodida; Ixodidae
Product: ADP-ribosylation factor-like protein 16
Exons: 2
Coding region: 522-1037 (171 amino acids)
Molecular function (GO): GTP binding; GTPase activity
Source: RefSeq, a predicted model, not a curated record
GGGACUGGGUAUUACGAGUGAUUAACCUGAAAGCACGGAGUGCUUGUAGUGAAGCAUUCCAGCGGCGUUUUCAAGCAAAGGCGAAGAUCUUGUGCGGGGAUGGUGCGGAAUCGAGCGUCGCCGCAGAACGUAAUGGCUUCAAGUGAUACAAUUCAGCGAGAAUGUCUGUCGCGCUGGGCUGACCGAAGUUGAUCAAUGUGGCCUCUUGGUCACUGAGCCUGCCUACGAAGCUCUGAAACGGGGGACGUGGGUCAGAUUCAGCGUGCGCAAGUUCCUUGUGCUGUGCAAGUGACCUAUCUCUACAGAGCUGUGUCAGUACAUUGUUUGUCACACUUUGGAUGUGGUUGUCGGGAACAAAAUUUUAGCUUCUGAUUUAUGUGAAAUUUUGCCUUGCAAGCAGUAAUGAACUCACAUUUGUUAAACGUGCAUUUUACAUUAUAGUGCACACUUAAGAAGCUUUUACAUUCUGAUGUCAAGAUUCAAUAAGUGCUUCCAAUCGGAAGAAGGUUCACGCUCAUAAGAUGAUCGUCUGCGUCGGUCCCAAGGGCUCUGGCAAAACAGCGCUUCUGAAAUGCCUAGAGCAGCGUCUGACAGGUAAGGGAAGAAAUGUUGAGUUGCGGGACACGCGGCCGACGAUAGGUGUCAACAUGACGCUGCUGAAAAUUUCUAAGAACAAAAUGUGUCAGGUGCGCGAAGUGGGCGGUGAAAUGGCGCCAUUUCUGCACCAACAGACUACGGACGCCACGGGUCUUAUGUUCGUGGCCGAUUCUUCGAACGUGUUCCAGUUCGGUGAGACUUAUGUCACACUUCUGGACCUGCUCACCCUCGAGAACCUAAAGAAUGUCCCCUUCUUGUUGGUCUUUAGCAAAACUGACGCCAACCAGGCCGUUCCAUUGGAGGAGUACAAGGAUGCGAUGAGGCUUGCCGAUGUGCUUAGUGCUGCUGCACAGGACAUAGCAACAGUGGAAACAAGCUCUUUGACGGGUUACGGCAUGGACGAGAUUAUUGAGUGGCUGUCACGCAUUCCGACAGGCUGACACUAAGCACUGAAACCGCCCUUUAACUAUGCCCAUUCGUUGGCAUGUUGGUUGUCGAGCACCUCUCAUUAGACACAGAAGCCGUGUUAGCUGAGUGCUUGUAUUAUGCAUCAUGCGCAGCAGCACAGCAGCCAUUGGGACAUUAGGAUGAUUUGUGUGGAAUGAAUGCUCUUUGAUGAGUCACAUGAGUCAUUUGCGUACAGGUCAUGAUGAUUCCAAAGAAUGGCUCAUUGUGCUCCUGUAUAUGUUUAUAUACAUAUUUAUGCAUACCUUUUCCUCAGCUGUGCGCAUCCUCCCACUGUCCCGUCAGUACUUGUACUGGUAACUGAUACCCUGUGAAAUUUCCAGUCACAUUACGGUUGGUCUGUGCUGAUUCAUGUGCGGUUCUUUGGCGUCACCAUAAACAGGUUGUGCAUACUUGUAACAUGUUGAACAGUCACAUAUAACUUGAUUAUGUCUACUUUGUUGAUGACCUCCUACAAGGCUAACGAACACGCAAGAACAUGUUUCUGUUGCACCAUAACAGACUGAUCUGACCCGUCUAGAUGCUGCUUGAAAUCUUAUGUCUUUGUUUGCAUACAAUCGGGAGAUCCGUACUUUUACUGUGCUCUUAAACUACUGUCAUGUCUCAAAUUUGUUUGCAACGUCAUGUGCAGAACCUUUAAAACGAUUUCAUUCUAUAAGCACCCCAUGAUGUCUGGCAUGUAUAUACAUAUAUAUUUUUUUUCAAGUACACUAAAAUGUGUAAAGGUGUGCGAACUGCUGCUUGAUUUGUCACAGUAGUGAGUCACAUUUCUGGACAUUGCAAAGAUUUCCAAUGUUUGGCACUUCCGUACGUGCACUCUUCACAGAUUUAGCACUAUAGUAUUUAUUUGCUCUUGUGGAGAAUAAGAGAUGUUGUACUUGAGGAACAAAUGGUAAAGUGGCACAUUUGAAAUGGCUGUCUGACCAUGGUUACAUGCCCUAGUCAUGUUAUUUAACACGACAGUUUCACAGUAACAUGGAGGCUUGAAUUGGUCAAACAAAGGAUGCCCGAGGCCAGAGCCAACAUUUCAACAAAGGCACUUGUCCCCUUGUUGAAGCAUUGGCUUCAGCCUGAGACUUUCCUUGUUUGGCUUGUAUUGGUCACUGCUAAUCAUGUCAUAUUAGAAGGUUGCACAUUGCACUUGUCGGUACAACAUACUGAGGUCUUUGGCGUAGUGCAUCCGACACUGGGUGUGCUACACCUAAGGCUUCAGUAUGUCAUACCAACAAGCCCAAUGUGCAACCUUAGUGAAGUUCAUUUUUAGUUCAGCAGGCCCUCUUGUUCAUUAGUUGCCAUGCGUGUGUGUAUGCUCUGUGUCGCUUUUUGUCCAGUAUCGGGUAAGCUACGACUAAGGCUCCAGUAUGUCAUGUCAGAAAUAGUGUGCUGCUCUGACCAUAAUGCACCAAUGCACUUCCUGAAAGUGCCCUCCUUUUUUUUUAUUUACAAGAAAAGAUCAUAAGCGAAUUAAUCAUGUCAUACUGUUUUUGUUUAAGCAUACAGAGAAUACACAAACAGAAAAAGUUAAACAACUUCACGUUGAAACGAAUGUCCUCUAAACUGGCACAGGAGGGUGACACAAAAAUUUUACAAUGAAAAGCAAACAAAAAAUUGUUUAAGUUCUUUCGUCAUUGUUUUAGGCUCUAGGUAAAUUAACCUUUGACAAUUUGUGAGGGCUAACAGCAAAAAAUUUCGUGAAUUAGUUGCCGAUGCGUAUGACUGAAUGACUAUAAAGUAUUUAUUUGAAGGUUUUGUGUAUCCAGGAAACCAUAAACUGCAGUACCUCUCGCAGCCAGACUGUGGCUUUGGAAUGUACAGCCGAUAAUUUUUUUUCUUAUGACUAAGCAGGGCAUCUUAUCUCUAGGCAGUAUCCUUAGGUGCAAACAAACCCAAUUUCCCUUUUUCCUGCAUAUAUUGUGUUCUGAAAAUGUCUAUGAGUCUGAAUGCUUAUACAUAAAAACCUUCUUAUAAAAACUAUACUAUACAUAUAUUGAGACACUCAUGUAAAUAGAUUGUGUGUGCUUGCAAUUGUUAUGUUUUGGAUUGUGGUUACUGCUGUUUGGCUGGCAACACACUGCAUAAACAUCACAGUGUCCAUUAUUUUCUGUUAUGUCAAAAGUUGCAGUAUUGAAAUAUGGCUUCAAUUUUGCAAUUCAUAGAAUGCAAGCACUGACUUUUGAGCAAACAAAUAGUCAAUUUCCAUAUAGGAAGAAGUGCAGAAAUUUGCGCACAAAGAAUUGUGGCAGAACCAAUCUCACGAUGACUGCCGAGGUUAAUGCGUUAGUAUUGAGUCAGUGUAGCAACAGAGCGUAUUGCCACCGUCGAAACAAGUUAUGCAUGAGGCGUGUACUGUAGUGGCAUACCUCGUUCACAAUUCCUAAGAAUACUCGACGCCAUCUAGUGCCGCCACUGCGAAGCCUGCGUGUGGCCUUCACGAUGCAAUGGCGCGCCAGUGCGUGCCAUUGUGCGCCUGGACACGUAGCGACAUCUAGUGGCAUUGCUGAUAAGUCUGCACGUGGCUUCCGAAACGAGAAAGGAAGGCUCUACUACAGGAGUCCAUUCCUAGCAUCCUUCCUCCCAUUCCCAGAGCAGCAAAUGUUCUCAUCCACAAGGCAAGAGCUAAGGCAUCCAUUACAGCGGAUGUUCUGAGCAAGUGAAAAGGAACACAAGUGGGAUGCCCCAAGUAUCCUACCUACGAUCGACGUCGAUCUCAAACAUUUGGUCUGGUCCUGACCUGCCACAGCCAGCCUCGGGGCCAAGCAUACCCGACCUCUAAGGGUGGCAUCAUACGACGACUGCAUCGCACCACAAGGAGACACCACCAGAAAAAUUUAUGCUUUGCUAUGCUUUGCUAAGGAGGCAGGCAUCCUUCCUUUCACCUGAUCCUUUACCCCCAUCUUAGGCCACAGGCCAUCCUUUCUAACAAAAGUUUCAAUCAAUCAGACAAGAAGCAUGGCGAGCUAUUGCCUGCCAAUGAAUUGUUCUCUCGCUUUCCGCGCACUCAGUGGCACAUACUCGGUGAGCGAAGUUGGUGAGAGGUUCAUUGAAGAGCGGCGCGUAUCUAGUGCAUUUGUGGUGCAGCCUGCUAAUGCGUCUGGUUGCUGUCCUUGAGGAACCCUUGUGACAUGGGUGCGAUUCCGCUGGGCAUCGGAGGGAUUUAGGGGAUCUAUUUCGUGAUUGUAGAGAGGCACAUUCCCAGUGGCACAUACUUAGUUACCCAAGUUGGCGUCAAAGACGUUCAUUGAA